CAGAAUUUAUUCAAGGCAAAUGAGCCCACCAUGAUUAGGUUCAUCCUCGUGCAGGCAGGUGCACUCUUCAGCAGAAAGACCAUGUGCUCAAAUGAUAUGCGCUCAGAACCGUCAAGGGAAGACACGAUUGUCGAAGUGGUAUGUCCCGUACGACGACGACGAGAAGGUGAGACUCCGAGGUGAAGUGCACAGACUGGUUGCUCCGCGCGACCAGAAACACCAGUCGAACUUUGUUGAGUUCAAGAAUUACAAGAUCGUGUACAGGCGUUAUGCUGGUCUCUUCUUUUGCGUAUGUGUCGACGCUAAUGACAAUGAGCUGGCAUAUCUAGAGGCUAUCCACCUCUUUGUUGAGAUCCUUGACUCAUUCUUCGACAAUGUGUGCGAGCUGGAUCUUGUCUUCAAUUUCUACAAAGUGUAUGCCAUUUUAGACGAGAUAUUUUUGGCAGGAGAGAUUGAGGAAACUAGCAAAGAUGUGGUGUUAUCGAGGUUAGAGGAGCUUGAGAAACUUGAAUGAUGGGUUUUAUGUCGUGGUUUCAUCUUAUCAUAACCGGGACUUUAUAGUAGCCAGGAUAUUUUGUGACUUACCUUGCUCCACAUGAAUGGAUUUACUACUUUCAACACUUUGGUGCGC
Molecule: messenger RNA, 631 nt
Organism: Suillus plorans
Lineage: Eukaryota; Fungi; Basidiomycota; Agaricomycetes; Boletales; Suillaceae
Product: clathrin coat assembly protein ap17
Exons: 6
Coding region: 92-514 (140 amino acids)
Biological process (GO): protein transport; clathrin-dependent endocytosis
Cellular component (GO): intracellular membrane-bounded organelle; AP-2 adaptor complex
Molecular function (GO): clathrin-cargo adaptor activity
Source: RefSeq, a predicted model, not a curated record